Molecule: messenger RNA, 807 nt
Organism: Micropterus salmoides (largemouth bass)
Lineage: Eukaryota; Metazoa; Chordata; Actinopteri; Centrarchiformes; Centrarchidae
Product: coronin-7-like
Exons: 8
Coding region: 139-792 (217 amino acids)
Molecular function (GO): protein binding
Source: RefSeq, a predicted model, not a curated record
GCAGCGCUGUGGUGCAAAGCGAGCAGACACUGCGCGGCCACCCUGAACUGUCAGCUGUAGCAGGAGUCCUCUUUGCCGAGUACCAACCAGCUCGACAGAGACACCCGGAAGGCACGAAAGUCAAUUUGAGAGGGCAGCAUGAAUCGCUUUAAGACGUCCAAAUUCAAAAACACCACUCCGAAAAUUGCCAAGAAAGAUGAAUGGAUCAACAAUGUCCGAGGUGGUUCUUUCUCCUCCCAGGGGAACCACAUCAAAGCGAGCGCCAAGCUGGUGGCCUUCAAUACCGAGCAGGCUGGUGGAGGAAUGCUGGGCCUGUCCUCAGUCAAACCAGGUUCAGAUGGCCAAUGGACAGUCACUCAGAUCUCCUGCCAUUCUGAUCUGAUGACUGAUAUGGACUUUUCUCCUUUUGAUGAAAGUCUCCUGGCAACAUGCUCCGGAGAUGAAAUGGUGAAGCUGUGGCGUUUGUGUGAUCCAGAGCUGCAGCAGCCCAGCAGUCCCGAGCUAACCCUGCGUCCGGGUCAGGGCCGGCUGGAGCUGGUGCUUUUCCACCCCACCUCUUCCAGCUUGCUGGCGCUCGGCACCACCUCGUCCCCCCUGAUUUGGGACACCAGCCGCCAGGAUGCACCACUAGCAGUUCUGGAGCAGCACAGUGACCAGCUGCAGAGUCUGAGCUGGAAACAGGACGGUUCCUUGCUGGCUUCCUCCUGCAAGGACAAGAUGCUGCGGGUGUUCGACCCCAGAGCCCAGCUGACACCUGUUCAGAUGAAUCCUGGAUUCAUCUCACUGCCAUGAAGAGGAGGAGGACCA